Monopterus albus (swamp eel) is the source of this 4599-nucleotide messenger RNA. It is a transcript of the gene hmbox1b, whose product is annotated as homeobox containing 1 b. The transcript has 9 exons. Bases 400 to 1863 code for a protein of 487 amino acids. The record is from RefSeq and is a predicted model, not a curated record. Gene Ontology annotation, biological process: positive regulation of DNA-templated transcription. Gene Ontology annotation, cellular component: nucleus. Gene Ontology annotation, molecular function: double-stranded telomeric DNA binding. NCBI's taxonomy places the organism in Eukaryota, Metazoa, Chordata, Actinopteri, Synbranchiformes, Synbranchidae.
GAAUACAUUUAAACGGCAGCGGCACAGAAAAGGAUUGAAAUCAUCCUAGGUUGGAGGGCUGCAAGCCGGCUAUUUUAACGUUACAUUGGGCAUUGUCCGUAUGCCACUGAAACAUUUGCUACCGUUAGCUUUUGGGCAAAGGGCGUGAAAGCUGGCAUCAGUAGUGGCUUUCCUGCAGCGCAGACGAGCGACAGAUUUGUGCGCUUACCGCAGGCCCCGCAAUCGGCAAAACAAAAACACGGGGGGAAAAGAUAAACCAGUGGCUAUGAUCAAUUUUAAGACUGGGCCAAUGUAAAAAAAAAUACCUGCACUGUAAAGAAACGCGAGUUUAGUUUGCAGUGCUAAUAUCUGAUGUAUGUAACCUUUAUUUAAGGGAAAUCCUCGUCUGUUUUCACUUGCAUGAUGAACAAACCAACGCUCAGCAGGAUGUCUGAGUUCAGCGAGGAGCCGCGCUUCACUAUUGAGCAGAUAGAUCUACUGCAGCGGCUGCGUCGCACUGGCAUGACCAAGCAGGAGAUCCUGCACGCGCUUGACACUCUGGACCGGCUGGACCGGGAGCACGGUGACAAGUUUGGCCACCGCACCUCUUCUUCCUCCUCCUCCUUGUCCUCCUACGGAGUAGGCGGGGCAAACAGCUGCACCAACAACUCUGCCUCUAACACAGCUACCACAUCUUUAAACGAUAACAACACUGCCUCGGCAACCACCACCUCUUCCACGUCAUGCAACGGCAACAACAGCGCCAUCAACAGCGGAGAGGGCAGCGCUGUCGAUCACUCUGCGGUCACCGCCUCUUCCACGACCUCCAAAAUCUCCAUCGCCACGCAGACUCAGUUUAGCAGUGGCGGGGGACUUUCGCCAUCUCCUAGCAACAGCUAUGACACCUCCCCGCCUCCAGGGCCGCCUCCGCCUUCUGCUGUCAUGCCAUCACCAGUCUCCUUGGUGGCACUGUCACAGAAUGGGCGCGAUAGCCUAGCUGCUACACCCAACGGGAAGCUGUCGCCUCCACGAUAUCCAGUGAACAGUGCAGCCGCAGCACGAGCAUUUGGGUUUGAAGCUACAGAAGAAGACCUAGAUACUGACGAUAAGGUGGAGGAGCUGAUGAGGAGGGACAGCAGUAUGGUGAAAGAGGAGAUCAAAGCGUUCCUGGGGAACAGGAGGAUCUCUCAGGCAGUGGUGGCACAAGUUACCGGCAUCAGCCAGAGCAGGAUCUCCCAUUGGCUACUGCAGCAUGGCUCUGACCUGAGUGAGCAGAAGAAGAGGGCCUUCUACCGCUGGUACACGCUGGAGAAAACCACACCAGGUACAUCUGACUUCAGUACCCCCCUGACUCUGUGCUGUGACUCCUCUGCUAUUUAUAGCUACUUCAAUGACAACCAGUACCCAGAUGAGGCCAAACGGGAGGAGAUAGCAAAUGCCUGCAAUGCUGUUAUUCAGAAACCAGGGAAGAAGCUGUCUGAUCUGGAGAGGGUCACCUCCCUGAAAGUGUACAACUGGUUCGCCAACCGUCGCAAAGAGAUCAAGAGACGGGCCAACAUUGAAGCCACAAUCCUGGAGAGUCAUGGGAUAGACGUCCAGAGUCCAGGGGGACACUCCAACAGCGAUGACAUCGAUGGGAAUGACUUCUCAGAGCAGGCCUGUGACCUGCCCUAUUUUGACAAGAGACCUCUCAGCCGACCAUUUGGCCUUUACCGACUGGAGCCCACCUCACCCACACAGGAUGACAGUGCAGCACACAGUGAACACCAGGACCCCAUCUCUCUGGCUGUGGAGAUGGCUGCUGUCAACCACACCAUCCUGGCCCUGUCCCGAACUGGAGGGGUCCCCAGCGACAUCAAGACGGAGUCCCUGGAGGAUGAAUGAACCGCACAGGAAUUGGGAUGGAGGAAGCAGACGAGAGAAAGGACAGAGUCGUGAGAGGAAAGCAAAGGAGGCGCAGAAUAGGUGGGAAACGGGACUUAAAAAGAGAGACCAAAAUAAUGCUACUUAGUAAACUUUCAGAAUCUGUCCAUCAGCCAGUCCCCCUGCCAGCUGUUCCUUCUCUCUCAGCUCUCCUCCUCCCACAGAGUCCAUGUAAACAGUAAUUACCCCCCACCCCACACUCAAUAUAUGGACACAGCUGGCAGAAAUGGGUCAUUAUACGUCCUCUGAUCUCUGUGAAAAUGUUCCCUGGAAAGAAGAAAAGGGUGCACUCCAAGCCUUUAACCCCCUAAAAUGGGUGACUCUUGUCUGGGAUUGUCUCUCCCAGGAUCUCCGCUAUCUUCCCUCAGUACACUUUCUCCUCACAAGAUACCUCUUCUCUUUCCAAUCCUCUUCCUUAUUCCCGUUCCUUCCCUUUCCAGCCUAGUUGUCUGAGCCGAUCCUCAGUCUAUCUCACCUCAACGUCAACCUCAGAAAAAUAACGUGUACUGUAUAUAUAUAUAUUAUAUAUGGUUCUUAUGAUUCUCACACUCACCUCAUGGUGUGCUAUCUACCUACCUACCUACCUACACUCCCUAAAUUCACGUUCUUCAUUGUGCAAUUCAUCAGAAGAGCAUCCUCUGGCCACCAUCUUGGGAAAGAUGGAUGGAGAGAGUUUCCUUCUCUUUCUCUGUGACACGCAGCCAGUCAGGAAGGAUAUUAUCGGCAGACAGAACUGUCCAGUCACUGUCUUCACCCUUUGUAGUUCUCGUUCCUCAGUGGAAUGGCUUUUUGUUUUCCUACAGUAGAGCCGCUGUUGGAUGAAAAUCUCUAAAUGCUCAGCUAAAAAAGGAGUAGCCUUAAUUUUAUACAAACAGUCACACCUUUCCUUUUUGCAGUAUGCAGCAGACUUAUUUUUUUCUCUGACAAGGAACUUUUUAGUACACAAAAAUAAAAUACCAGAAUCAAUGUUAAAGUUUAUAUCCAACAAUAGCAGUGGUUUUAGUUAUUUCACUUGCAUUUCUCUGUUUUUAACUCAAGAGGCGACUUGCUAUACAAUCAUUUUACCUCAGUACUUAGCUUCCCGAUGUCACUAUUGUCAAGUGCUCCUCCAGAGUACUUGAGCUCUGAGAAUCAAUUUAGUGUCAAUGUGAUAAUCGAGCAAACAAGCUAUCCAAUAAGAGGAAUUGUGCUUUCUUUAAAAAAAAAAAACAAUGUCGUCCAUGCCAAAGCAAAAGAUGCUUGUAGAAAAAAUGUGAAGAGGCUAAAAGCUAAGACUGUCCACACUCGUCCAAAGUGAUUUCUCCUAACUCCUUUGGUGUAUGUAGGAGCUUUCAGUGAAGCCUCCCAGGCCAAUGGGCUUGACGCUACAGCAGGCCUGUGUCAGUAAAGAUGGUAAAUGUUAGAUACCAAGACUGGGCAGUGGAGAGAUGCCACUGGGGUCAGGUUAAGUAUCAUAAGAUUUGACUGGUUAGGUAUUAUGAUGAAGGUUAGGUUCACAUUAAAGUAAGGGGAAGCACAUAUCAAUGGAUAACAGAUUUCACUUCCACCAGAAUCUACUCCAAGUCUUCGGUUCUAAAGCUAAUCCUGCAAAGAUAGUUAUUAGCAACCAGACAUACAGUAUAAUGGGAAAAUAAAGCUAUUUACUACUUGUUCUGGGAUGCUGCCUCUUUACAAUAGUGCUUUCAGAAACUUUUUUUUAAAUAUCAGUGAUAUCAAAUUAGAUUAAAUCCACACUGGAAAUGGUUUAAAGUAUCAGAAAAACUUCUGAAGCCUUUUGUGCUUAUCUGUAUAGCGUCAAAGCACUUUGAAGGGAAUCAGAAUCAAAGUCACUUUCAGUGUUCAUAUUGGAAAAUCAUUUUCCACCUUUUUUUUUUUGUUUGUUAGUUUUUGCCUUGGGUGAAACUUUUCCAAAACCAUCUUUGACAGAAGAUCGUAGUAGUGUCUUAAACAGAGACAAGUGCUGUGUAUCUGCGUCCUGUUUUUGGGGGCUCACUAUUUGUCAAGUAUUAGCGCUUUGUCAGUCUAAGACUAAGACUGAUGUCAGCUUUGGCCUUAGGAUGAGGAAGACAGAAUAAUAGAACUUCUUGGGAAAUAUGCAUAUUCACUUUUUUGAUGAGAGUAGAGUAAGAUGAGAAUAAAUAAGAACCACUCGUGUCUCUACACUAAAUGUGAAGUCAGAGCCAGGAGACCACUAGCUUAGCUUAUCAGGGGGUAUGACUAGCAAAAUAAAUUGUCUACUAGCCUCUACUCAUUAAAUUCUACUUUGUUUUAUUAAAGAUGCACAAAAAUGAGGUUUUAAAAAUGACAGGUGGUUACAUGCUGAAAACAUUUUUAGGCACACAGACCUCCUGUGCCUGUUUUAUACUAGACUGUGUGAUUUACUGAACCUUUGGGGUGUUAGCAAGCACAUGUUUUUGCCUUAGGAUGGAGGCAGCUGGCUUGCAGCAAUUAACAAACUAAGCUAACUCUCCAUGCUCCAGCUUCACAUUUCAGUAAUGGCAUACUGCCCUCUCCAAACCUACCCGUUUUUGUUUUACUGUUUUACUUUUACAGUUCAUAUUUUGUUUGUACGAAAUAAACUUGCAAGGUAUAAAGAGAGUAAGAUGUAGAAGUGGUGGUAGGUAGAAUUUUUUUAAAUUUAUUUAUUUUUUACAUUUGUUCAAAUGUGCUUCCGAUUUUAUGCUAAGCUAAUAGUCU